GCAUGGAACUAUUGCACGGCUUCCAUGAAUAAUAUUUAUAGACUAUGUUCUAUAUUCUACCAAAGAUUGCAUUACAAAGUGGGUGAGCCCUGAAUGACAAGAACCUUUUACUGAUAACAUGGCUCAUAACUCAACAAAAUGCUGGAGUAACUCAGCGGGUCAGGCAGCAUCUCUGAAGUGCAAGGGUAGGUGACGUUUCGGGUCGAGACCCUUCUUCAGAAGGACCUACUCGGGACUGUUUGACCCAAAACAUCACCUUCCCACGUUCUCCAGAGAUACUGCUGCCCGACCCGCUGAGUUACACCAGCACCUUGUGGCUUGUAGGAACGGUAGAUGCUGCUUUACUUAAAAAGACACAUAGUGUUGGAGUAACUCAGCAGGUCAGGCAGCAGCAUCUCCGGAGAACAUAGAUAGACGAAUGACGUUUUGGGUCGGGACUGUUAACGUGGAAGAUAGAACAUUUCCUUGUAUCUUCAUUAACCUCUGAGUUUGUUUGUGAAAUGCCCUCAGGUUCCCUAUAGAGAGAGGAUAUCUCUCCCAUCUGUGCAUCAAUUAUAAUCACAGAGCCCGCUCCCUCUGACUAAAGGUCAGAGCUGUCCCUUCCACAACUCAUUAUGCACAUACCAAAGAUGGGUAAAAAUACCAGAUUUAAACCAAUUCAGACAGGAAAUCUUUUAUCAAUUAAAUUUUCUCAAGUUGCUUUUGCUGUUUACUAACUGAUAAAAAAUUAUCAUCAAUACCUUUUGCUUUCAAUUCUUUUAAUUGAUCAUUUUUAUCACCCUGGCAGCACCAGAGACCCAGGUUCGAUCCUGACCUCGGUGCAGAGUUUGAGCUUUGUCGUUCAUUCAGAGGAUCGCGGGUGGGCUGGGGUGACUGUAGGGCUCUGAAAACGUUGUUUCCCAGGGCUGGGGUGAGUGUGAAAAGGGUGGUUUCUGGGCAGAUCUGCCCAAUCGGCAAUAUUUUGAGCCGAUGCUUUUGAUACAGUUUAAGUCGCGACGUUGUGACGGCUGCUCUGCCGGACAUACUGGGUUCACAGCGCUCACCAUGGAGGAAGAGUGCUCCAUACACUGAGUUUCGACUCCCAGCAGGCCAUGAUGCCAGAGUGAAAAGGGAGGGGAGAGAAGAAAAACUAGAGUCAGCAAACUCUAUCGAUCUACCACCUAAGGCCGUUGAGCUCACUUACAAUGGUAAAUUUCAUCGUUUAAUUUAUAUUGUGUUACAACACCUUUUCCCGAGAGAGAGAAAAUAUGAAUUAAAAGGAAAAGAGAAAAGAAGAAAGAGGGAGAAUGAGCAGGAUAAAGAGGACAAGAAGAAUGAGUGGGCAAGACAGCUGCUGGGAAAAUGCCUUGGACAGCCAGGGUCUCUGCUGAGACUAAGGCUGAGUGGCAAGGCAAGCCUGACAUGCAAGUGCCUAUUCCUGACUGUAAAUGAUGUGAGACUGAUGACAAUAGAUCAUUAGAUCAAACAUAACUUUAAUCACUGUUGUACAAGCACAGCAUUGGAAGCUGUCAGCCGUUGGGACCUCGUGCAGCAUCUGCUGACUGCAGGAGGAGGGGAGUGCCAUUAUAGCUCUGUUGAUGUGGUGGAGUUAGUGAAGCUAGCAACAUGUGGUUAGUGGCUGAACAGCAUCAAUCUACAUCCUUCCUCUUUUAGAAUGAAAAACACUCGUCAAACAAUGGGGUGGCAUGCACAUGUUAAACAUAUUCCCCAUAUCUGUCUGGGGGUCGACACACGGCCUGAGCGCGUGCGAACCAAACCCCCCCCCCCCCCCCCCCUCAUCGAGAAAAGGAGAACGAAGACCAGGAGGCGAGGACGUCACCGAACCCGUCUGUGGAGACCGAAAAGGAGAAGAUUUUACGGGCGAGGCCCCAUUGUUAGUAGUAAAUGUGAGCCGCGGAGUGGUCGGAGGCAUGCGGGAGCGAGGGGAGGAUGCAGGAGAUGGCGACUGGAACUGGAGCAGAGGAGCAUAUGGACCAGUGGAUGACGGUCGCAGCUCUCUCACAGCAAGAAGAUGUUGUCUGCUUCUGCGGUAAACAGUUCCAUCACAAUCAACAAUGUUACCAUAUAACCAUAUAACAAUUACAGCACGUAAACAGGCCAUCUCGGCCCUACAAGUCCGUGCCGAACAACUUUUUUUCCCUUAGUCCCACUGUAAGUUAUUGGGGCAAAUCCUCCAAAAUCACGGAAGAACUCUGAUAAGGACAUGGACAUUUUAAAAAGACAAAUUUGCUGGCUGCAACGGAAUAACCUCCAAUCCACAAACCUGUCUGGCAUGUGGACUUGCGCAUCAAACAACUGGGCGAAUGGUGUGGGGAGGAAAGGCUGGGGAGGAAAGGCUGAGACGGAGAUAACAAGAUUAUCUUGGAUACACAAAGGAAGGAACCAAGCCUCAGCAGGAUGACCCAUCCAUCGAGACAAUAGGAACCCGUCCAGGCGAUGGGAUAACGAUCAGGCUGAGGGAUCAUGACAUCAGCAAACCCCUUAUCAUCGGAAGCCUAUUGUUCAUGCCAGAUCGAAACUGGGAAUCAUCAAAAGAACCCUUUUCAUCCAGAGGACCACCUGGGGGUUUCAAAGGAAGCUCAGGUAUAAAACAGAAGUCAAGCCAGAACUCUUUCUCUCUUCUUCCUGCUCUGCUGGACGGCUCGUGAGCCCAACUAUAACUCUCUUCUUCCUGCUCUGCUGGACGGCUCGUGAGCCCAAACUGAUCCUUUGGAGAUGCACCUCAUUGCCACACCAUGAUUCCCAUUCAUAACAUAUUUAUCGUUGGCUUCAUAAUGGGAGCUAGUGUUCUGCUAUAUGUAAGUUGGCAUUUGAAAUUACAACAAAAUGUUCAAAAGAACAUGGUAAGAAUGUCACAAGUGGAAGAUGAAGCUACCCUGGAUGAUCCUCGUCCAUUCCUGAAUCCUGGGAUUAUUUUUCUGGAAACGUCAGACAAUGUGGAGCUGAAGCCAUUGGUGAUGUGCUCAGUGGAGUCUACUGCUCGUCAAAACCCAGAUAAACCAAUCUAUUUCUUCAUGAAGGGGUUCAGUGGCAACUUGAGCCAAUAUCCAGAGCCGAAGUACAGACUCAUCCCGUUGCUCUCCUCAAUGAAGAAUGUUGUCCUUCUCCCUUUAAACGCUACCAAACUGUUUGAAGAUACUCCAUUGAAAUUCUGGUAUCAAAAGGUAAUCCCAAAAAAGGAAAGGUUUUGGCUCCAUGUGCUUGCUGAUGGCUGUAGAGUUGCAAUGUUGUGGAAGUAUGGGGGCAUCUACCUGGACUCUGACAUUAUAUCUAUGCAGUCUCUGCCAUUUGGCAACUUUACAAGUGCACAGCUCUCAGAUUCUAUCAGUAAUGGUGCAAUGGGUUUCUAUCACAGGCACCAUCCUUUUCUUUGGAAUUGCAUGAAAGAUUUUGUGGCCAACUACAAUGCAUAUAUUUGGGGUCAACAAGGUCCUAAACUGAUUACCCGUGUGCUGAAGAGAUGGUGUCAGAUGGAUAAAAUCAUUGCCUUCAUUGGCAAAGAAUGCAACGGCAUCUCUUUAUGGAACAUUGAACGAUUCUACGCCAUCCCAUGUCCUGCUUGGGAGAAGUACUAUGCUCCCUGGAAAAAGGACGAGGAGCGUAUAUUUUCAACUUCGUAUGGAGCGCAUGUCUGGAGUUUCAUGAAUUCCAACAAAAAAAAGAAUGUCAUUGUUGGAAGUGGAUCAUUAAUUGAACAUUUUUUCCAGUUAUAUUGUCCAACUACAUACAGGUAUAUAAUUGAAUUGAAUAAUAAUUCGGCGAUUUAGGACUUUGUGAAACAUUCACUUGAUUGUUACAAUUAUUUUUUUCUGACAACUUCUUCGGAUCUGGAUACACUCCAAUUCCCAUGUCCAAUUAAAAUUAGAAUCAAACACCAAUUGACACAACAUGUCUCUUCCUGACACAUUCCAUUUUUUCCACUAACACACCCAUCUCUCCCACUGACAUAACCUCUCUCUCAUUCACUGACACAAUGUUUCACUCUCACUAGCACUCUCCCUCUAUCUGCAGGAAGGAUGUGGAUGAUUUGAAAAGUGUGCAGACGAGGUUUACCCCAAUGUCACCAGGUUUAGAGAUAUUAUCUCUAAUAACAACUUGGAUUGUUUUCUUCAAAACACCACAGCUUGAGGGGAGACCAGUUAGAAGUAUAUAUAGUUAUGAGAGGCACAGAUAUUGCUGAUGGACGCAACCUUAUUUCCGGGAUGUGGAUGUCAAAGACUAGACGGCAGAGCUUUCAGGUAAGAGGAAGAAAGGGCAAAGAACACUUGGGGGGCUGGUCAAGUUGUUUACAUAGAGAGUGAUAGGUAUCUGCAAUGCACUGACUGGUGUAAAUCUAGGGAAAGACAAAGAUGAAAGGCUGUAGAGACAUUGAUCAAUGAUAAAUUUAUUUCAAUAAUGUAAACCACAGGUAACCACAAGUGAAAUAGUUGGUAAAAUCUAUGAGAAAGUUAAGCAGGAAAGGUCCCUCCAGUCGAAGGAAACAUGCACCCGUUUUAACCAGGAGAUCAGGUUAUGUACGAGCCGUCAAUAAAGAUUCUUUCUCUCGUAGAUGGAAAGGACCAUAAUUGAUGCUAAUAACACGAAUGGUAGUACAGGUACCUGUAAAAGUAAAAGAAAAUCCAAAUGGGUAAUUGCUACCAGAUGUAAACUGCAUCAUUCAAACACAACCCUCAAUGAGAAGGAAACACAAGAAUCAUAAAAUGUUGUGAUAGUAUUUAAGACAUAUACCUUAUUAACUAUCUUUGUAGUAUGAAAUACUUAUGAACAUACUAACAUUGUGUUGGAUCAGGGAGGAUAUGAGGGUGAAGUGACGCAUCUAGGUAGUUACAAGAAACAGGAAGGAGAUGGAGACAUUGGAGUAUGAAAUCCAACAAACAACUUCCACACAGAUAAAUCACUGGUUAAGGUAAACAAGCUUCCUUAUCUGAUUAGAAGCUGUGCCCAUAUUCCUUUGCAUGCAAAAGGAGGUAUCUCUUUGCCAGCUCAAGGACAGGUGUAAAAGUUUGUUUCUUAAAAGAAGACAACUACUAACUGAUUAAAGGUACACCAAGCCAAUAUUUAAUCGAUUCAUCAGACGGGAGUGGCAAGAUCUACAAAGAGCACAAACGUUGCUCAGUGCUUCUCGGGAUCCACUCACAGAACAAAGGAAAGUUGGUGCAGUUAUCUAUUUUCUUAUUUGUAAAGCACUCCUUCCUAAUCUGAAAGAUUCUAUAGCCCUUCAGAAUAUAGGAAAAGCUGGGUCCAAAUCAAGCUCAUUCAAUAACAAGUUAUUGCUCAUCUCUGGAGCAUCAGCUAUUUUUUCUGUCUUGGUUUCUUUAAGGCCUUGAAAGAAGCACGUGUUAUUACUCAGGUUUCCAUUUUAAUGUAUUUAUUAAAAAGACAACCUUCCUCCAUAUUGUGUUCCACAUCAUUUUGUAAACUAUAUUAGAUUUGACUAUUAGCUCUUUCACAGGUUCAACCAAAAUUAUAAUUUGAGAUAUAUGGCUACAAUUUCACAAUUGAUUAAUGAGAGAAAAUAUUAAUAUCCUUUCUUAACAAGUUUUGAUCAUAAAGAUCAACAAGGAGGGAACUGUGGAAGAAAACAAUAUCCUUCCUUAUUUAAAUUUGAUCCGAGCUAAUUUUGAAUCAAAUUGGAUAGUAACCUUGGAUUCCAUGCCAUCUAAUCUAUCAGAUUAUUUUACCAUACGGGACCUUGCUAAAUCCAUCUAGAAAACCUUUAAUGUCCUGAACUCAUGAAUCUUCUUGGUGAAAUAAAACU
Messenger RNA from Leucoraja erinaceus (little skate), 5758 nucleotides. RefSeq names its product alpha-1,4-N-acetylglucosaminyltransferase-like. The transcript has 5 exons. The record is from RefSeq and is a predicted model, not a curated record. Gene Ontology annotation, molecular function: acetylglucosaminyltransferase activity. Gene Ontology annotation, biological process: protein O-linked glycosylation. Lineage: Eukaryota; Metazoa; Chordata; Chondrichthyes; Rajiformes; Rajidae. Bases 2736 to 3767 code for a protein of 343 amino acids.